UAGGUUUCACUAUAUACAUUUAAACCAUGCCACGAAUAAAAGAACCCACAAGAUGUUGCCGUCCAUUCAAUAUUGCUCACAUGGACGAAAUCGUUAUCUGUUGUGUAUGCAUUUACACGUCAGCAAGUUGUUCAGGGAAAAUAUAAGUUCCGUUAUUUUGGCGAUUUGAUCAUGUUGAGUAACACCAUUUGGGAGUAACUUAGUUUGUUAAUAAUGAGUGCAAGAUCUGUCUUUGGAGUUGUUGCUUCAUUUUUAUUGGUGGCAUCGGUGAUAGGUCAACAGUUUUCGUCUACUGUUGAAAUCACCAAAUUUUUAGAGAAUGAGAAAAGUGUGCUUAAUAGUUUACGAAACUAUAUUUAUAGACAAGAAAAGAUCGGACAACCCGUUGAAGAAAAUAUUAAAAAUGCCAUUCAGUUGUUGAAAGACGAAAAUAACAAGUCCAUCUCUAUUCUACCGGUUACCACUGCUUUGACGGUAUUUCAUUUUCUGUCUCGUGCAUCGCGUGAUUGGGCGAGAUUACACGAGAGAGUCACGUGCGAAGAACAUGAUCAAUGUCCGUUCCUCACAGGCGCGGAUGUUAUUGACGUUGUAAGAAAGCGUGAAGGGAUCCUUUGGCCCGAAAAACGUGACGUUAUCCAGGCAGCCCUCGGGGUCCUGAACGUCUGGAGCGUCUUCGACCUUGACCUCGCCACAUUGACGUCAGGGGCUCUGAGCACGGGGCAGUCUAAGCCAAUGUCUGGAGACGACAUCUUCUUCAUUGGCAAUUCUGCAAGGGAUUCUGGGAAGUUAUUUGAAGCAAUCACGUGGUUUCAGUAUCUCGUAGACCAUUGGUCAAGCUUCAAAGUCCAUGAAGUGAAAUAUACUGCGUUGGUUAGAACACUUGCCAUGGCACUAAAAGAGUACGGGAUGACACAGCGAGGUAUAGAGCUCUUACAAAAGGCGAGAGAUAAAGAGCCCGCCGACACAGCCUUGGUUCGAGACUUGAAUUAUUUGCUUACCACGACGGACGGCCGUGAUGUCGGCAAGGCUCUGCAACCUGUUCAAGCACCAGCCGACGAUGUUGCGAUACAGGAAGAACGCUUUCAAGACAUUUGCAGAUCGUCACUGAAUAAGGACUGGCCGGUAACGCCAAAACAGUUGCAUUGCUAUCGUCUUCGUCUGUGGAACUAUUACGGAUUCUCGAAACUGGAACUGUUGUCAUGGCUACCAAGAAUAGAAUUAAUUUAUGACGUCAUUAACAAAAUGGAAGCUGGAACGUUAAUUGCACAAUCUGGAAAUGAAAUAGUGUUUAAACAGAGGGACAGGUUAGGGACCACAGCGUAUGGUUUAGUGGACGAAAGACACCUCAGCGCUCCUAUAUGCGAGUGGAACAAAGCGUUCCCUUCGCUGCUCACGAAGGUCACACAGCGCCUCGAGAGCGCCACGCAUCUGUACCUGCGCCACGCAUACAAAAACCCGAGCAGCGACUGCUUCCGCAUGUCCAAUCUUGGCCCUGGUGUACCAACGUGGCCUCGAACGGAUUACUUUGACAAGGAAAUGUUCUUGCAUACUCAUACCGGAAACAGACUGGCAACCAUCAUGAUUCAACUAAACGAUGUUGCACAUGGCGGACAACUGGUGUUCCCGCAAUUGAAUAUCACCAUUCCUACCAUACAGGGUUCCGCAGUGAUAUGGGAAAACUUGAAGCGGAACGGACAACCAAGUGAUCGGUCCAUACACCGGAACUGCCCCUCACUGGUCGGGCCGCAUUGGGGCCUGUUCAAGAAUGUCUUCUAUUCCAAUCAACUGUUUCGGAGAAGAUGCAUGCAGUAUAAGAAUAUCUUAUUUUCAUAAUGUAUUAAGGAAAUGCUUUUAAUCAGUAAUAGUUACGUAAAUCUCAUACCCACGUGCUAGUGAGUUUUUAUUUAACGUACGCAUGAUUUUGUAGAGCGUGUUUAUAUAUCUGCUAACUGUUUGUUAAGUUCAAAAGAUAAACUAUUGGAUAAAAAUCAUGAACGCAUGUAAAAAGAGUAUUAUCUAGCUUUUGAAAUAUGCAGAAUUUAUAGAAGAAUGUAUCUGUGAAUGCAUGCUGUAUACACAUCAUGUACAAACUCCAGAAAUAAACAUAGCUAUAAUAAAA
Dreissena polymorpha is the source of this 2119-nucleotide messenger RNA. Its product is annotated as prolyl 4-hydroxylase subunit alpha-2-like. The coding region runs from base 214 to 1833 and encodes 539 amino acids. Lineage: Eukaryota; Metazoa; Mollusca; Bivalvia; Myida; Dreissenidae. The record is from RefSeq and is a predicted model, not a curated record. Gene Ontology annotation, cellular component: endoplasmic reticulum. The transcript has 13 exons. Gene Ontology annotation, molecular function: protein binding; procollagen-proline 4-dioxygenase activity; L-ascorbic acid binding. Gene Ontology annotation, biological process: peptidyl-proline hydroxylation to 4-hydroxy-L-proline.